Molecule: messenger RNA, 1428 nt
Organism: Mercenaria mercenaria
Lineage: Eukaryota; Metazoa; Mollusca; Bivalvia; Venerida; Veneridae
Exons: 1
Coding region: 1-1428 (475 amino acids)
Source: RefSeq, a predicted model, not a curated record
AUGGCGGCAGAUUUCUCAGCCUUGCUAAAUAGUGCAAUGGACUGCAUUGGUUACUCAAAAAGAAGUAUUGUUUCAAGAGCUGAUGCUUUAAAUAAAUUAUGUGAAAUAUUUAGCAAAACAUUGGAAUCUGUUGGGAUAGAGAUGUUACUUGCAGGAAGUAAAUCAGAGGGAGUCGUUCCUUUUCACGCAAGCGACUAUGACCUAAUGUUUGUAUUUAACCGUUGUCUUUGUGUUGAUGUUGGCUGUCAUGAAGAUGGUCUUGUCAUAAUUGAAACAUAUAACGGAGACUGCCCACCUGGAUAUACAAAAUUACGACCAUUAAAUAUUGAACAUGUAGGCAAUACUGAAUUUUUGCAAUUGUGCACAGUAUAUGACAUUUCAACAGGUGUUAUCUUAUUGAAAAGCUCUAACUUUCAGCAGUUUCUGUCCUUGUGUAAUUAUGUAAUUCCAUUUUAUGCAGGUUUCCAAAUUAAAGAAGCAACAUUUAGUGGACCUGCGAUAUCUGUAACGCUUCAGACUAACAUAGUAAAGGGUUUGAAAUCAGCUAGUUUAUAUGGCGACCAAGUGCCCGCUCUACCUUAUUAUUCCUCGUCAUUUCUGCAAGAGUGGACGGAACGUGAAAGAAUAUUCAAUUGGCCGUCACCUGUUGUUAUACAAGAAGUUUCGACCAUGGAAGGGUAUGUUGUUACGGUUGGACAUAAGCUUAGUGAGGAGCAAAACUUUGAAUGGAGAAUAUGUUAUACGACUGCAGAGCGGAAAUUGGUUUCCAGUUUAAGUGAAGUUAAACUUAAGCUUUAUAUAUUAUUGAAAAUGGUAAACAGUGACAUUAUCAAACCUAAAGUGGACUGUGUAAGCUCAUACAUAAUUAAAAAUAUUAUUUUCUGGAUAGCUGAAUGGUCACCCGCGUAUGUCUUUACUCCAUCUAAGCUUACACAUAUGCUGCUACAGUGUUUGCGGCUUCUGUUACAUUGUCUGUGUAAUAAUUGUCUUCCAAAUUACAUGAUUCCAAGUCGAAACCUUUUACUUGGCAAGAUCAAUAGUGAACAGAAACUCCAACUUAUAAGUCUUCUACAAGAACUUUUAAACGAGGGGGACAAAAUUGUUCUCAGAUGUGACAAAUUGAGGAAUGCCAUGUAUAUAAUGCAUAAUGAUCGUUCUAUUGCAACUAGAUUUAGGUUGUGGCGAGACGAAGUUGAGGAGCUGUUUCUCAUAGUUAAUUUGAAAAUGGUCUCUAAACUGAAACCAAAUAUGAUGUAUCAGCAGAGCUAUAUAUACGAUAUGUUUUUUGAAUUUUGGAAAGACGAAUCGUAUUUGACAGAACUAUUUAGACUGCUUAAUCUUUUAUCUGUAGAUGUACCAACGCUACUUACAAAAGGUACUCAAGGAAUGGAGGACGUUAAUACUUGGAUAAACAAUUUAUUGUCAUAA